Molecule: messenger RNA, 1808 nt
Organism: Nycticebus coucang (slow loris)
Lineage: Eukaryota; Metazoa; Chordata; Mammalia; Primates; Lorisidae
Gene: ARF1
Product: ADP ribosylation factor 1
Exons: 5
Coding region: 155-700 (181 amino acids)
Biological process (GO): vesicle-mediated transport; intracellular protein transport
Cellular component (GO): plasma membrane; cytoplasm
Molecular function (GO): GTP binding; GTPase activity
Source: RefSeq, a predicted model, not a curated record
CGAGCACGGCCCCUUCCCGGCGCACCCCGCGGCCGCUGGAGCUGACGUGGCCGCCGUCAGAGCCGCCAUCUUGUGGGAGCAAAACCAACGCCUGGCUCCGAGCUGCAGCCGCUGAGGUGUCCCUGGCCAGUGUUGCUGCCACCUGCCCACAAACAUGGGGAACAUCUUUGCCAACCUCUUCAAGGGCCUUUUUGGCAAAAAAGAAAUGCGCAUCCUCAUGGUGGGGCUGGAUGCUGCAGGGAAGACAACAAUCCUAUACAAGCUGAAGCUGGGUGAGAUCGUGACCACCAUUCCCACCAUAGGCUUUAACGUGGAGACUGUGGAGUACAAGAACAUCAGCUUCACUGUGUGGGACGUGGGCGGCCAGGACAAGAUCCGGCCUCUGUGGCGCCACUAUUUCCAGAACACACAAGGCCUGAUCUUCGUGGUGGACAGCAAUGACCGAGAGCGUGUGAACGAGGCCCGUGAGGAGCUCAUGCGGAUGCUGGCUGAGGAUGAGCUCAGGGACGCAGUUCUCUUGGUGUUUGCCAACAAGCAGGACCUGCCCAAUGCUAUGAAUGCAGCCGAGAUCACAGACAAGCUGGGGCUGCACUCUCUUCGCCACAGGAACUGGUACAUUCAGGCCACCUGUGCCACCAGUGGGGAUGGGCUCUAUGAAGGACUAGACUGGCUGUCCAAUCAGCUCCGGAACCAGAAGUGAACGCGACACCCCCCUCCCCUCCGCCCUCCGCUUCACUCUCAUGUGGCAAACGUGCGACUCUGUGGUAUGAGUGCCAGAAGCUGUCUCCAUGGUUUGGUCACAGUGUGCAUCGCACCAUGCUGUAAAUGUGGCAGACGCAACCUGCAACCAGGUUUUUUAUUUAAUGUAAAUAGUUUUUGUUUCCAAUGAGGCAGUUUCUGGUACUCCUAUGCAAUAUUACUCAGCUUUUUUUAUUGUAAAAAGGAACUCACUGUUCAGUGCUGAGAGGGGUUUAGGGCUGCAGGCACCUGGCCAUCAGGAGCCACUGUGGGAGCUGGGCCUUCCUAUCUGGAGGGUUGUGUUGAGAUCUAUGCUGGUGGUUGGUUUUUAACCCAUCCUCAGUGCAUUUUUUAAAUAGCUAAAAUCCAAGACAGGAACACUUGAACACACAGAAGGGAGACCCCGCCUGCUUAGUGUAGGUUUGCAGCGACAGCCUGAAUGCCAGCCAUUGGCUUGGCCGUUCCCCUUGGGGACAUGAGGCAGUGGCUUGCAGACCUUCAUCAAUUCUGCAUGGUCACCGUAGAGACCCUCUGAUUUGCUUGUCGCUGGGGCACCCUGCAUUCCAUAGCCUUGCUUGUCCCCAUGCUCCCUCAGCUCCUGGGGGCCUGGCUGAGAGCCCCUAGCUGUCCUCUCAUCCGCUCAGGGGACACAGGGCCCCACCCGUUCAUUUGGUAGGCAUUCCCCAUGCUCACACCUGCUCAGACACGGUGGGAUGUCUGGGGCCUCACCAGCAGGAGUGUGGGCAAGCUGGGCAUCUGGGCCCUGGCCCCAGGAGCACCCCCCAUGUGUGAAGUAGCUUUCUCUCCCUCAGCCUGCAAGGGUCCGAUUUGCCAUCGAAAAAGAUGACCUCUACUCUUUUCUCUUGUAUUUUGAUAAACACUGAAGAAGCUGGAGCUGUUAAAUUUAUCUUGGGGAAAACCUCAGAACUGGUCUAUGUGGUGUCGUGGAACCUCUUUACUGCUUUCAAUACACGAUUAGUAAUCAACUGUUUUGUAUACUUGUUUUCAGUUUUCAUUUCGACAAACAAGCACUGUAAUUAUAGCUAUUAGAAUAAAAUCUCUUAACUAUU